Dentiscutata erythropus is the source of this 970-nucleotide messenger RNA. NCBI's taxonomy places the organism in Eukaryota, Fungi, Glomeromycota, Glomeromycetes, Diversisporales, Gigasporaceae. The record is from the annotation of a GenBank genome assembly.
AUUAAUGGCCACGACCGAAAAUUCCGUAAUUUCUUUAAGCGAGCAGUUUCGUAUAGGACAAGAGCUGUAUAGUAAGAUAGAGAAUACAGAGCUUGCCUCAACUGAUCAAAAAUAUCAGGAAGAUGUAAGCAGUGCAAUCGCAUAUUUUUCUGCUUGUGCAAAAUUAGUUGAUGCAUUGGACCUUUUCAGUUCAAACGAAACUGUGGAUGAUAUCAACACUACAGAUUUAAAAUUCAUUUUAGUUUAUGCAUAUCUCGGAGAUUUGAUGACAAAACUUAUCGGCGUAGAUAGAUUAGAAUUGCUAAGCAAAGCUAAGGAUAGGAGAUUCGUCGAAGAACAAUCAAAUGGAAUUGUCAAAGAUGUAGCAAAAAAACGUAUGGAAAAAAUUGAACGCUACAAAAGAGAAAAAGAGACCAAGGCAAAACUGGAGAUGUUGCAAAAACAACUAUUUUCGAUUGGAGAUGAUGACAAAGAAGAUAUUAACCGCGAAUACAUUUUAACAUUUAUCGAUCUCUUUAUCCAAAAAUCCAUUGAACAAUUGUUGUCGAUUAAACAAGAGGCUGAUUUGUUGAAUCAAAUGCGCAAAAUGGAGGAGAUAGGACAGAGCUCUUCCGUAGAGAUGAGAGAUGAUAAUAGGAUAGAGACUGUUUCAAGAGAUCACAAUGGGCCGUUGUUAUCGCAGGACGGACGUCCACUCCGCCCAUUCGUUAUUACAAGUCAACGUGAAGCAAUAAAAGAACGGGUGUUUCGUCCAAGUUGGCGACUUCCCACAAUGACAAUCGAUGAAUAUCUUGAACAAGAGGCACAACGAGGCAACAUAAUUCAAGGAGGAGGUGAAAAGUCAAAGUCAAAGACUGAAGUAGAUGAUGAUGAAAAAGCUAUUGACGAAGAAACUUAUAAAGCCCGAGAAUGGGAUGAAUUUAAAGAUUCCAAUCCGCGCGGUUGGGGAAAUCGUAUGGGCAAAGGCUAA